Molecule: messenger RNA, 330 nt
Organism: Linum tenue
Lineage: Eukaryota; Viridiplantae; Streptophyta; Magnoliopsida; Malpighiales; Linaceae
Source: the annotation of a GenBank genome assembly
AUGCCUCAGAGGAACGCGGUGUCAUGGAAUUCGAUGAUCUCAUGUUACAUCCACCACGACGAAUUCGAAGAAGCAUUAUCUCUCUUUCCUCAAAUGCAAUCAGAAGGGUUGGUGCCCGAUGGCUACACUAUUGUCUCUGCUCUGCUAGCAUGUUCUAAGCUAGGCGACUUGGAAUCUGGGAGGUACGUGCACUGUCUAAUAAGGGAUUGGUCUCAACUACGAGCCACAGCCUCACAGGUCAUUUGCUCUUCCGAGCUACAGAUGGUUCAACAACUUACAGUCUUCAAAGACAGCAUAGAUCCUAAGUUCAGUAUUGGCAGUUUAGUUUAA